AUGUGGAAAAUUGGGUGCAAAAAUCGAAGUUCGGUCAAAGUGCGAUGUUCGGUGACCGGUCACCUGACCAAUCAGCGUGCACAGAAUUUUGAUUACGCGGCAACCAAAAAAAAAGAAAACUCAAAGACAAGCCUUUACAAUAAAGAAAAAAAAAAUUCACGGGUCACACCACACAACACUCUUGAUACAUUUGAUAUUUAUAUAUUAUCAUUACCAGCAAGGUGCAGGUACAGCGUACAGGUGCUAAUUGAAUUGGGAAUAAAUAUAAAACUAAAAAAGGACCAUUUUUGUCAAUUAAUUAAAAUUUUGUCUGUGUUAGAUUUUUACUUAGAACUACUUACCGUGUUUUUUUUUUCUUUUUGUUAG
Messenger RNA from Candida tropicalis MYA-3404, 366 nucleotides. RefSeq lists its product as uncharacterized. NCBI's taxonomy places the organism in Eukaryota, Fungi, Ascomycota, Pichiomycetes, Serinales, Debaryomycetaceae. The transcript has a single exon. The record is from RefSeq and is a predicted model, not a curated record. Bases 1 to 366 code for a protein of 121 amino acids.